This is a messenger RNA of Nymphaea colorata (pocket water lily), 978 nucleotides long. RefSeq names its product glyoxylase I 4. Bases 98 to 706 code for a protein of 202 amino acids. The record is from RefSeq and is a predicted model, not a curated record. The transcript is spliced from 5 exons. NCBI's taxonomy places the organism in Eukaryota, Viridiplantae, Streptophyta, Magnoliopsida, Nymphaeales, Nymphaeaceae.
CUUGUUCCCCCACAACCUCUUCCUGACCACCACGGAAAUCCGACGCAUUGCUCUCUCUCUCUCUCUCUCUCUGUGUGUUCAAGGAAGAAAAAGAAGAAUGGCGUCUGCAACGGCUUCUUAUUCAGUUGUCCUCUCCCUCCGUCCGCCGUCAUCUCCCAAGGCGAAUCUUGCAAAUCACUGCUUGCUUUUGAAGAGCAGUAUACCAUCAUGUGGUAGCUCUGUAGUUGCUGAGUGGAAGAAGAAGCAUAAAGUAUCUUAUAUAUGUAGGAAUUCCAUUCAAGGGGAUGUACUUGAGAGAGGAUCCACAACAAAAAAUGAUUCUGAUGGUGUUGGAUUCCUUAGCAUCCAUCAUGUUGGAAUAUUAUGUGAAAAUCUUGAAAGAUCACUCGACUUCUAUCAAAAUCUAUUGGGACUCGAAAUAAAUGAAGCUAGGCCAGAUGAUAAACUUCCAUACAGGGGUGCUUGGUUGUGGGUUGGUUCAGAAAUGAUUCACUUGAUGGAACUCCCCAAUCCAGAUCCUACAACUGGGCGCCCAGAACAUGGGGGAAGGGAUCGCCAUGCUUGUCUUAGUAUCCGUGAUGUGUCGAGACUGAAGGAGAUUUUCGAUAAAGCAGGUAUCCCAUACACACUCAGCCGUUCUGGUCGGCCAGCGAUAUUUGCACGUGAUCCAGAUGGGAAUGCAUUGGAAUUUGUACAAGCAGACUAGAUUUGGUUUUAUUUUAUCUGCUUUAUUCCAAUGGAUGAUGCUUACAUCCCUUAGGGUAAUGGAGAUCCUUGUAUAUCAAACUUAGCGUUCAUAUUUUACAGACAGCGCUUGUAUAUAUUCAUCCUUUCGGAAAUCUGUAUUCUACUAAUGUCACAAGACAUCAUGCAUUAUUCUCCACGUGGCACCGCAACUCUUAUAUAUAUUCUACUUGGACUGUAAGAAAGAAAUGCAUUAGUGCAUACUAGAUAUAUGUAAUAAUGUUUUCACCUCAA